This is a messenger RNA of Camelina sativa (false flax), 900 nucleotides long. RefSeq lists its product as uncharacterized. The record is from RefSeq and is a predicted model, not a curated record. NCBI's taxonomy places the organism in Eukaryota, Viridiplantae, Streptophyta, Magnoliopsida, Brassicales, Brassicaceae.
AUGGAGAUCACAAUUCUUGGACAAUUUUCAAGCCAUGGCCUGCGGACAGGAAUAUUCGAAGCAAGCAAACUAGUGUUGAUCAAUUUUGCUCCCAAUCUCCCAGAAAUUCAGGUUCAAUCGAUUGCAUCAUUCUGCAGCACGCUAUUAGGCACAGCUGUGCGGAUUCCAUGUGAGGUGCUGAAGCAACGGUUGCAGGCUGGCAUGUUUAAUAAUGUUGGGGAAGCCAUUGUAGGGACGUGGAAGCAAGAUGGUCCAAGGGGCUUUUUCCGUGGGACAGGCGCAACUCUUUGCCGUGAAGUUCCAUUAUACGUUGUUGGCAUGGGACUGUACGCAGAGUCCAAAAAGAUGGUGGCGCAAGCGCUGGGAAGAGAACUCGAGGCAUGGGAAACAAUAGCGGUUGGGGCGGUGUCAGGAGGUAUAGCAGCAGAUGUGAUGAAGACGAGAAUGAUGACUGCAACACCAGGGAGACCGAUCUCAAUGUCAAUGGUUGUAGUCUCGAUUCUGCGUAAUGAAGGACCGCUUGGUUUGUUCAAAGGAGCAGUCCCGAGAUUCUUCUGGGGGGCUCCUCUUGGUGCUAUGAACUUUGCUGGCUACGAACUAGCCAAGAAAGCUAUGCAGAAGAACGAGGAAGCUGUGCUAGCGGAUCAGCUUGGUCAGAAGAAGCUUUGCUAAUGGGAUUAUACUAGCGGAUCAGCUUUGGUCAGAAGAAGCUUUUGCUAAUGGGAUAUUACUUUGCUUUGCUGCUACGAAGUUUUUUUGGGGGCAGUUUAAGCCGGAGACUCCUCUUUUGUUAAAUGCUACUUUGCAAAUUUUUGACAAAAAAAUAGUUCAUUAUUUUGUUGUGCAUUGAGGACAGUUUCAAACUCUCUGGCUUUAAAAAAAGAAGUUAUUUUUGCGCUC